GCGCUGACACUGCAGCUACCGUAGCUACACGACAAAGUUAAUUCCUAAUAUCACUUGUAACGAUCAAACUAUACGAUGGACGUAGAAGAGUUUCGAGUAAGAGGGAAGGAAAUGGUGGACUAUAUUUGCACGUACAUGACUACGUUGCGUACGCGGCGAGUCACCCCAUCUGUGGAACCGGGAUAUCUGCGGACAGCACUGCCGGCUGAGGCGCCUCAUCAUCCCGAAAAUUGGGAUGACGUGAUGAAUGAUGUAGAGAAUAAAAUCAUGCCAGGAGUCACGCACUGGCAGCACCCACGUUUUCAUGCGUAUUUCCCCUCGGGUAACGGCUAUCCGUCCAUUCUUGGGGAUAUGCUGUCAGCGGGUAUCGGAUGCAUUGGAUUCUCAUGGGCAGCGAGUCCUGCAUGCACAGAGUUGGAAAUUAUUAUGUUGGAUUGGAUGGGCAAAGCAAUUGGCCUUCCUCCGGCAUUUUUAGCACUUGAAGAAGGCAGUAAAGGUGGCGGAGUAAUAGAGGGAUCAGCGAGUGAAUGUGUUCUUGUCUCAAUGCUGGCAGCUAGAGCAAACGGCAUCAAAAGAUUAAAACAUCAAUUUCCAACUGUGGACGAGGGGUUGCUGCUCUCAAAACUUAUAGCAUACUGUUCUAAAGAAGCCCAUUCGUGUGUCGAGAAGGCUGCGAUGAUAUGCUUCGUAAAAUUGCGAAUUCUGCAGCCUGAUGAAAAUGGAUCGCUCAGGGGAGAAACAUUAAAGGAAGCCAUGGAAGAGGACGAGGAGGCCGGACACGUGCCAUUCUUUGUUUCAAUUACGUUAGGCACGACUUCAUGUUGUUCUUUUGACAACUUACCGGAAAUAGGGCCUGUUGUAAGAAAAUUCCCGUCCGUAUGGCUCCACGUAGACGCCGCCUAUGCCGGUAGCUCCUUUCUAUGUCCAGAACAUAAACACCAUUUAGCAGGAAUCGAGUAUGCUGAUUCUUUCAACACUAAUCCGAAUAAACUGAUGCUUACUAGUUUUGACUGUUCACUAUUGUGGGUUAAUAAUCGGUAUCUAUUAACAUCCGCACUAGUCGUAGACCCCCUCUAUCUCCAACAUUGUUAUGACCACACAGCAAUUGACUACCGACACUGGGGUGUGCCACUGAGUCGCCGUUUUCGAUCAUUGAAGCUUUGGUUUAUGCUGAGAAGUUAUGGAAUUAGUGGUUUGCAGAAAUACGUGCGUCGGCAUUGCGAAUUGGCAAAAUAUUUCGAGCAACUCGUCAAAAAGGACGAUCGCUUCGAAGUCUGUAAUCAAGUAAAGUUGGGUUUGGUGUGUUUCCGUUUGGUUGGAGGACCAGAUGAGACGAAUGAGCAGAUUGAUGAGAUGAACAAAAAGCUGCUUACAAAUAUCAAUGCGUCGGGAAAGAUCCAUAUGGUCCCGGCAUCGGUACGUGACCGAUUUGUGAUUCGUUUUUGUGUGGUUCAACAACAUGCUACGCGGGAAGACAUUGAAAUAGCAUGGGAUAUCAUAACGGACUUUGCUACAGAGCUUUUAGAGGGUCCAGAUAAGGAACGGGAUUUGAACGAAGAGCGCACUCGAAGACACCGCGCGGCGUUGGCUCACAAGCGUUCAUUCUUCGUGCGUAUGGUGAGCGACCCCAAAAUCUACAACCCAGCUAUAAACAAGACACCACCACCGGCUCCUACGUCGCCCUGUUCCCCUCCGCCCGUCGUGCCCACCACGCCUGAUACACCAUCUGAAACGGAAUUGCAGCCAACGACACCAAAACAAUCUUCUUGGAUCAGCUGGCCACUAGCGUUCUUCUUCCAGAGCGUUGAUCAUGAUCCGAACGAUUUACCAUUGAGAUUCCGUCAUUUGGAUACGAUGGUGCGUCUGAAAAGUCCGGGGACAUCCAGUCGCCGUAGUUCGUCGCCAUGCGCGUCGCCAGAACGUCGCGCGCCUUCCCCCUCCGCACACUGAUAC
Molecule: messenger RNA, 1953 nt
Organism: Achroia grisella
Lineage: Eukaryota; Metazoa; Arthropoda; Insecta; Lepidoptera; Pyralidae
Gene: Tdc2
Product: tyrosine decarboxylase
Exons: 10
Coding region: 76-1950 (624 amino acids)
Biological process (GO): amino acid metabolic process
Molecular function (GO): carboxy-lyase activity; pyridoxal phosphate binding
Source: RefSeq, a predicted model, not a curated record